GAGUUGCAAGCACAAGGAUUCACACGGUCUAUACUUAGCUCUCCUAAACGUCAAAGUCCGCUGCAAGACACGAUCUGUUUUUUAGUGUGACGCGAUAUUUUAAAACUUUAAACGCUUUUCUUGAAAUACUUUGAAGGCUGAAGGAUUAUGUUUGGUUUAGGAUAAUCAACUGAAGAGUUUAGCCUGUUGAGCCCAGUAAUGUUUAAGAAACUCUGAUAAUAAAGAAGAAAAUAAACGUGAGACACGCUAUUUCAAGAAAGGGAUUUAUGAAUGCAUCGGUUAUACAGCUGUGUGAACUGUGAACAUGUCACUAGGAAUGAUUUCAUUUUUGGCUCUCUGCGUCUUUUUUAUUCAAGUGCCGCAGGGCCAAACUGGAUGUGCUGAAGUGGAUUCCAUGACAGAGGCUGUGGCUGGAGAAAGCUUUCUGUUGGGUUGCAUUUCCUGCAAAAGAAGAGAAGAAGUGCCAGGUUCUGCUAUUGUGGACUGGCACUUCAAACCAGCUGGAACUGAGGAGUUUAUCCACAUUUUCCAGUAUGAAUAUCCUUACCCCAAUAUUCGUCAUGAAAACUAUGAGGGAAGAUUAGAGUGGCAAGGGACUAUGGGGACAAAGGAUGUGCAAAUUGGUGCCAUCUUCAUUCACAAUGUCACAUAUAACGACACUGGGACUUACCUCUGUACCUUCCACCGCACGCUGUACCUUUUGCUGGAUGAGGAGCAUGUGAUAAUAAAUAAGGAGGUGGAACUCACAGUUGUGGAAGAAGCAAACCCUGAGCUGACGGCUGUAAUCUCAGAGAUCAUGAUGUACGUGGUGAUCGUAGUCCUGCAGUUGUGGAUGAUUGGAGUGCUGAUUUACUGCUAUAGGAAGAUCUAUGCUGAGAAUGAAGCUCGAGAGGCCAGAAAAGCUGCACGCUCUCAAAACAAAUUUAUUGACUCAAAGGACCCUUGUGAUGGCGUGUAUUUGGAGUAACUACAGUUUUGGUUAGUAGGCUUAUUAAUUUUCAGUGAAUAGAGACUAGGUUUCAUGAAGUUAAUGCUAAUGAAUUACAUAUUUCUAUUGAUACAAUCCUCUGUAUAUUUCUAGUGACAUUUCUAUAGCAUUGCAUUGACUAAGCUAAUGCAGAACACAGAAUGAUUAAUAAACCACAUGGCAAUAAAACAGGUACAACAUUGUAUCAACAAGACAUGCAAAGUUGAAUCAGGAAUAUAAAGAGUCUGAAUGAACAGACUGAAGAAACUAAAAGGGUUUGUGGAAAAGAAACAAACAUCUGAUUUCUUGACUUUGUUGUUUAUUGACUGGUGAUAAAAAGAUUUAAGUGAGCAAAGACAAUUUUUUCAAGACAUUAGACAAGUGUUUUACUCCUCAAUAAAGAUAUGAUGGACCUGA
Molecule: messenger RNA, 1384 nt
Organism: Megalobrama amblycephala (Wuchang bream)
Lineage: Eukaryota; Metazoa; Chordata; Actinopteri; Cypriniformes; Xenocyprididae
Exons: 5
Coding region: 305-967 (220 amino acids)
Biological process (GO): sodium ion transport; regulation of heart rate by cardiac conduction; cardiac muscle cell action potential involved in contraction
Cellular component (GO): voltage-gated sodium channel complex
Molecular function (GO): sodium channel regulator activity
Source: RefSeq, a predicted model, not a curated record